Molecule: messenger RNA, 926 nt
Organism: Tetranychus urticae (two-spotted spider mite)
Lineage: Eukaryota; Metazoa; Arthropoda; Arachnida; Trombidiformes; Tetranychidae
Source: RefSeq, a predicted model, not a curated record
AAAGCAAAAACCUGAAUCCUGUCCAUUUUAAAAUUGUUGGGAAACAAGACACUUCUUUAAAGUUGACCAUUUUCUGGAUCAUCAUCCAACUAUAAAUAUAAUCAAGUUGCUCUCUUUUCCCUAUUCACCAUAGUUUUUUAUCUUACCUCCUCAAAGAGUAAAGGAACUUAGUUGAGUAAAGGUGUUUCUCGUGGUUUACCAAGUGUUGUUAAAUAUCGAGCUACUAGGAAAAUGUCUGGUAAACCUGUUUUGGUGGUAAUUUUGAGUGGAAAACGCAAAAGUGGUAAAGAUUUUGUUGCAGAAUUAAUCGAGAAAAGGUACCGAAACGGACUAGCUGUUAUUCAUAUCUCCAAGCCAAUCAAACAAAAAUAUGCUGAGCUUCAUGGGGCAGCUUUCGAUGAGCUGAUGAAAGCAUCAGAAUACAAAGAGCAAUUCCGACUUGAUAUGGUUAAAUGGAGUGAAAAAGAAAAGUUGGAUCGCAAUGAUCAGGCCUAUUUCUUGAAAUUAGCCAUUGAGUUGGAGAAAGCUCAGGAGAGAAAAGUUUGGUUAGUCGCCGAUGCUCGAAGACCUGCUGAUAUCGGAUAUUUCGAUAGUCCACAAUUUGAUAGCGUGGAGAUAAUCAAAGUCAGAAUACAAGCAACCGAUGAAACUCGUAAAUCAAGAGGUUGGAUGUUUACUAAAAACAUUGAUGAUGCGACAACUGAAUGUGGACUUGAUAAUUUCACUGAUUGGACACAUGUUAUUGAUAACAAUGGUACUUGUGAUGAACUUGUUGAGAGACUAAAUGUAAUUUUUGAUAAAAUUGAUCAAGCUUUAACAUAAUAUUUCUAAUUGUUAAAUUUCCUAAGGAUAUUGAAUUUAAAGCAACAUACAUAAUCUUACAAAAUUGAAAAUUAUCUGAGUAAAUUUUAGUUUAUUUCUGUUAA